AUGGUUCAGCUAGGGCGAGCGAGGGGUCUGCUUGGAGCUUUGCUCUUGUGCAGCUUGCGACUUGCGCAAUCUCUGAAAUACGAUCCUAGUGAGGCAGACUGGAAUCUCAAUACCAACCAAGCAGCAACUAGUCCUUUGGAGUACUCGGGAACAUGGCAAGACCACACAUUCUAUCCAUCCCCCGACAAUUGGCGAUUUCCUUUCUAUGGGUUAUUUCUUGAUCGAUUCGUCAACGGCGAUCCAUCUAACGAUAACAACAAUGGCACACUGUUCGAGCAAGAUAUCAUGGGUACCACAAUGCGCCACGGAGGAGAUUUAGCAGGGUUGGUGGACACACUGGACUACAUCCAAGGCUUGGGCAUAAAGGGUCUUUACGUAGCGGGAACGCCAUUCAUCAAUAUGCCGUGGAAGUCAGAUGCCUACUCCCCGCUCGACUUCACGCUGCUCGAUCACCAUUUUGGCAACAUCGCGGAGUGGAGAGCCGCUGUUGACGAGAUCCAUCGACGUGGGAUGUAUAUAAUCCUCGACAACACAUUCGCGACUAUGGCUGAUCUCAUCGGAUUCGAUGGGUAUCUCAAUGAGUCUACACCUUUUCUCCCGGAGGAACAUCAGGUGGUCUGGAAGACUGAGCGGCAGUACCCCGACUUUGAGUUUGGUAACACAAGGAUCUCGCCAUGCGAGUUGCCUCGCUUCUGGGACGAGAGUGGCAGCCAGGUUCAAACACAUGACAAUUCAGACGAGUUCUCUUAUACCUUCGAUAAUUUAACUUCGCUUGGGAGCUGCUUCGACAGCGAUUUUGACCAGUACGGCGACACUGAAGCCUUCGGCGUUUUCCCCGAUUGGCAGAGACAGCUCUCAAAGUUUGCAUCUGUGCAAGAUAGACUGCGUGAAUGGAAGCCAUCGGUCCUCGACAAGCUCCAGCACUUACACUGUCUUACCAUCUCCAUGCUCGACAUAGAUGGCUUCCGUAUCGACAAAUCUACACAGGCCACAGUGGAUGCAUUGGCGAACUUCACCGAGUCGCUCCGCGAGUGUGCUCGAAACAACGGCAAAGAGAACUUCUUUAUAGCUGGAGAAAUUACUGGAGGCAACAACUUUGGCUCGAUCUACCUGGGUCGUGGCAGAGAACCUGAUCAGAAGAUCAGUGAUCUUGGAGACGCCGUGAAGACUAGCAAUGAAUCAGACGACAAGCUCUUCCUGCGCGCAGCAGGCAAGAGUGCUCUUGACGCUUCGGCCUUUCACUACAGCGUGUAUCGCCAGCUACAGCGCUUCCUGGGCAUGGAUGGCAACCUGACAGUGGGAUAUGAUAUCCCAUCGAACCCAGUAGACGGCUGGAACCAAAUGCUACUAACGAACGACUUAGUCAACCCGAAUACUGGAAAAUUCGACCCUCGCCACAUGUAUGGGACAUCAAAUCAAGACGUCUUCCGCUGGCCGGCUAUCAAGAACGGGACGCAGAAAAUGCUGCUUGGUCUGUUCAUGACCACUCUACAUAUGCCAGGCGUACCACUUCUCAACUGGGGUGAAGAACAAGCUCUUUACACGCUCGAUAAUACAGCUUCGAACUAUGUAUUUGGACGUCAACCAAUCUCAUCAUCACUUGCCUGGCAGACACAUGGUUGCUAUAACCUUGGCUCAGACAUAUUCCACGACUUUCCCAUUGAUGCAGGUGCCGACGGCUGCAACGAUGAUGGAGUAUCCCAGGACCACAGAGACCCUACACACCCGAUCCGCAACAUCAUCAAGUCAUUCUAUUACCUCAGAACGAAGAAUCCGAUCCUAAACGACGGAUGGUUGUUGCAAUCCCUCUCGAAUCAGACGCAUGAUGUAUCCCUUCCCGGAUCAAAUGGUACUGCUACCGAACUUGGCAUGUGGAGUGUGAUGCGCAAUCAGUUCUUCAAUGGCGUGCAAAAUCUCACUGGCACUGCCGACGCAAAACCAGCAGUCUGGCUUGUUUACCAGAAUGAGAAUCAUACUGUCGAUUAUACUUUUGAUUGUUCGUCCAACGAUACAGCCUUGAUCUCGGUGUUCGACGAAGAAGAGGAGGUUCGAAACCUGCUUAGCCCAUACGACACUUUGACUCUCAAGCGAGGACCCAAGAAGCUUGGCAUUGAUGGCUCAAAGACAUUCAAUGGCUGUCUCGACAAGCUUACCAUGUACCCAUGGGAUUUCAGGGUUUACGUUCGCAAAGCAGAUUGGAUUGAGCCCGCACCAAUGCUGACGAGAUUCAGUCCUGGCCAUGAUGCGCGUAUCUUGUCUAAAGUCAACCCAGGCGAGAAAGAGUCUGUCGACGUUGAGCUACAUUUCUCUCAAGAGAUGGACUGUGAUUCGAUCACGAAGAAUAUUGUAGUCACUUCAACCACAGCGGACAAAAGUAGUCCCGGAAUUGAUACGAAGAGUGUUGUCUGCAGCAAGAUACAGGAUUCCAACCCUCCGCCUUACAUCGGAGCUAUCACUUCAGCAUGGAGCUGGAAAGCUACUCUGGUUGACGUAUCUAAUGGUGUACACAGUCUGACCAUUCAAAAUGCUUCGACAACCAAUGGCGUAUCUACUGGCUCUACAGACCAUGUGUUCUUCCGCAUUGGGCAGGUCAACAACCCUAUCGUUUUUCCUCGUACUGCCAACUACAGCAGUAAUGUACUCUCCGAAGGCUCUAACGGAGAUCUGCUUGUAUCGCACCAAGCUGCCGGAGCUGACAAAUGGCGUUACUCGACCAACUGGGGCUCCACUUGGAGUGAUUGGCAAAAUUACGAUGGCACUAACUCAACCGUGAAGAAACAACCUUGGUCUGGCACGAAGAGUCAAACGUGGACAGGGGACCAUAUUGUACUUCAAUAUUGGAACCGUGUAAUUGGAAGCAGUACCCACAUACAGCAUGCUGAUGCCAACCAAAAACAAGCGCCUCGACGAUUCCCACAUCUCUUUGCGAAUGGCGAUUUCAACCAGUUUGGGUUUGACGGUGGUUUGAAGAACACCUUCAAAACGGCUGACGAUAGGUGGGACUUCCAUCUUAUGACUGAAUGGCCUCACCAAGUUCAGGUCAACGUCUGGGGUAUGAACCCCGAUGGCCAACCCGACCAGUCUUUCAUCUACGGCGACAUUGAUAACGAUACUGUCCUCGAUCGAUUACCACCUGACGCUCUAAGCCCUGCUGUUAUCAACAUGACUGAGCUCCCUCCCAGCCCAUAUCUGGCCUACAAGAUUAGUAUCGACGAUGCUAGCUACAGAUACAAGCUCAUACCUGCUGGCAGUCGGCUAGUACAGGUCCUUACUUUUGCCCUUCUUUGGUCUCUCCCUGUCUUGACUGGCGCCAUCAGCAUCUGGACCUACAUGGGCGCUUUCUAUGGAGUUAAGUUCAACAAGAUUGGUCUUUCUAUGCCCAAGGUCAUGCCUUCGUUCUGGAAACGCCACAGGUUCACUAAGCUGGCCGAUGACGAUGUGGAAGAAGUCGGUCAUCGUAUGAGACCAUUGUUCCUAAGCAAAUCUCAUCAACGAUAUGACUCUGGCGCCUCGGGCAUUACCAUAGCUGUCAAUAAAGACAAGAGACGUAAGGUCAUCAUUGCCACAAUGGAGUACGACAUCGAGGACUGGAGUAUCAAAGUCAAGAUUGGCGGUCUUGGAGUCAUGGCCCAGCUUAUGGGCAAGAGCUUGACGCAUCAAGACUUGAUCUGGGUCAUCCCAUGUGUUGGUGGCAUCGAAUACCCAAUCGACCAGGUUGCUGAGCCAAUGAUCGUAACAAUUCUCGGCAACCCAUACGAGAUUCAGGUGCAAUAUCAUCAGCUGAACAACAUCACCUAUGUCCUUUUGGAUGCACCAGUGUUCAGAAAGCAGACGAAAACAGAACCAUAUCCACCACGCAUGGACGAUCUGGAUUCCGCCAUUUAUUACAGUGCUUGGAAUGCAUGUAUUGCGGAGGCGAUCAAGAGGUUUGAGCCUGACAUCUAUCACAUCAACGACUACCAUGGAAGCGCGGCACCUCUGUAUCUUCUUCCGGAGACCAUCCCGUGCUGUCUGUCGCUCCACAACGCUGAGUUCCAAGGACUGUGGCCCAUGCGGACAGAAAAAGAAUCAGACGAAGUAUCGCGUGUCUACAACCUGGAUAAAGAAACUAUUCAAAAGUAUGUCCAAUUCGGCGAGGUGUUGAACCUCCUGCACGCCGGCGUGAGCUAUCUGAGAGUCCACCAGAAGGGCUUCGGUGCUGUUGGUGUGUCUAACAAAUAUGGUGCUCGAUCUUUUGCGCGCUAUCCAAUCUUUUGGGGUCUCAAGGAAAUUGGAAAGUUACCGAAUCCUGAUCCAUCUGAUACAGCUCCCUGGAGUCGUGAGGAAGAAGCAAAUCAGGUCAUCAAGGUGGAUCCAGUAUACGAAGCCUCGCGAGGUGAGCUGCGCAAACAAGCUCAAGAAUGGGCUGGCCUCGAAGUCAACCCCACCGCCCAACUCUUCGUGUUCGUUGGCCGAUGGAGCAACCAGAAAGGUGUAGACUUGAUCGCUGACGUCUUCCCUGCCAUCCUGGAGAAGCACGAGAAUGUUCAGCUUAUCUGCGUUGGACCUGUGAUCGACAUGUACGGCAAGUUUGCAGCGCUCAAACUAGAUGUCAUGAUGAAGAAAUAUCCGAAGCGCGUCUACUCGAAACCAGAAUUCACUGCUUUGCCUCCAUUCAUCUUCUCUGGUGCAGAGAUGGCCUUGAUUCCCUCCAGAGAUGAGCCUUUCGGGCUAGUCGCUGUCGAAUUUGGUCGCAAGGGUGCUCUUGGUGUUGGAGCGCGUGUUGGCGGUCUGGGACAGAUGCCUGGAUGGUGGUACACCGUCGAAUCCACAACAACAGCCCACUUAAUUCACCAAUUCAAGUCUGCUAUCGAAGAUGCUCUGGCUGCGACCACGGAAACCAAAGCUAUGAUGAGAGCAAGAUCAGCCGUGCAAAGAUUCCCCGUCCAGAAGUGGGUGGAGGACCUUGACAAGCUGCAGAGCACAGCCAUUCGUAUUCAUCAGCGAGAGGCAAAUUACGGAUUACAGCCAGCCAGAAGGUCAGUAUCAAACUUUGGCAAUGAGUCAAACAUCUCUCUAGCCCGGUCGAGAGAUGCCAGCCCAAGUGCUGGUUCGGUCUACGAAACUCGACCACACACAAGCUCUUCACCAUCCAACUUGAAUCGCACCUUGUCUCUAGGCUCAAGGGCAGGACCUGGUCAUCAUGGCAGAACUCCUCGCGUACAGGUCACCGAUGCUGAUAUUGCUGAGGACGACGAAGAUUCGUUCGGCAGCGAGUACAGCGAAGAGAUAGAAGAAGAGACAAUCACCCGCGAGGAAGCCGAUACAUUUACGAGACAGUCCGACAGAGCAGAUGCUCUGGAUCAACUUGAAGGUAGAGGCGAGGAAACGAAUAGAAGAGCAAGCGCUGAUAGCCUUUUGCCGACUGCUGAACCACGAAAUCGCUCGUCUUCACGCCUGAGCGAUGCCUCGAGGCUGAGCACAUCCUCGCAACUCGACUUGACGACAGUGAUUGGUGACAAGCGAGACUAUAGCUUACAACAGAUCGAGCUCAACUUCGACGACAAGACUGGAGAAUACUACCGUGCCUUCGAGGCAAUGCUGGAGAAACUCAAUGGCAAGACAUCCGAGAAAGAUCUCUGUAUAGAAGAGUAUCUUGUGGAGAGUGAAAAAGCUUGGUUCAAGAAGUAUCGCGAUGCCAAACUAGGCAGAUCACGGGAACGAAGCUCGACUGGCAAACAUCACGGCGGCAGGUUGAGUGUAUCGCACGUCUCUCGGGCAUCUUCUGUUGACGCCGACGAACGGACGAGUGUCGGCGAGGGCUCCAUGGAAGACUUCCUGCUUGGCGACAACUACCAACGACCAUCACUCGUCAAACGCUGGAUGCUCACUCGACUUGGCGAUUGGCCUCUCUAUUCAUUCUUGCUCGCUCUUGGACAGAUUAUGGCCGCGAACAGCUACCAGAUCACACUACUGACUGGCGGAGAGGAUCCAAAGCCAACGAUGAUCUACACUAUUGGCAGCAUCUACAUUGCAGCUUCCGUUGUCUGGUGGCUUCUCUUCCGAACGAUGAAGGCUCGAUUCGUUCUUUCUGUGCCUUUCGUCAUGUACGGAAUUGCGUUCCUCUUCGUCGGGAUGGCGCCAUUCCUUCCCAAGGGUGCUGGUAGAAACUGGAUGCGUAACGUGGCAGACGGUGUUUAUGCAGCUGCUUCGGCCAGCGGGAGCUUAUACUUCACGCUCAACUUCGGUGAUGAGGGUGGCUCGCCAAUCUCAUCUUGGGUAUACAGAGCAUGCCUCAUCCAGGGUACACAACAACUAUACAUUACGGGCCUGUUCUACUGGGGGCGUACACUUACCGAAGCCACACCAAAACAGAAGAUUGAGAAAGACACGCUGUCGUCUUCGCCCAUUAUGGCUGCUGUCACGCUCCCGAUUGCAGCUCUCUUGUGGUUGAUUGCGCUCACUUUGUUCACUAGCUUACCAGCAUACUACCAUCAGCGCCCCGGAAAGAUUCCAAGCUUCUACAAGACCCUUGCUCGUCGCAAACUCAUAUCUUGGUUCUUUAUCGCAGUCAUUUUGCAGAAUUACUUCCUGUCUUCGCAAUAUGGAAGGUCUUGGCAGUAUCUCUGGAGCUCGAAAUAUGCCCCUGUUUGGGUAGUUGCAAUAUUGGUUCUUGUCUUCUUCAUUGUCGUCUGGGCUUUGAUGCUGUACGUUUUCAGCAGACUUAGCAAGAGCCAUAGCUGGAUCCUGCCCAUCUUCGCAAUUGGCCUGCUUGCUCCUCGCUGGGCGCAACAAUGGUGGGGCACUUCUGGCUUUGGUCUCUGGCUACCGUGGAUUCCUGGUGGCCCUGAAGCAGGCGCGAUAGCUGGUAGAGCUCUUUGGCUGUGGUUGGGCGUUUUAGAUGCCGUGCAAGGUGUCGGCUUCGGCAUGAUGCUGUUGCAGACCUUGACACGUAUCCAUAUCGGUGUGACGCUGGUCUCAGCACAGGUGCUUGGUACAGCAGUCACACUUAUUGCGAAGGCGACUGCACCGAACAGAGAUGGUCCUGGAGACGUGUUCCCCGAUCCGAGUGCUGGUGUUAUCAACGCGAUUAGCAAGCCUUGGUUCUGGAUCGCUUUGGCUUGUCAGCUUGUCAUUCCGAUUGGCUUCUUCAAGUUCUUCCGGAAAGAACAACUCUCGAAGCCUUGA
Molecule: messenger RNA, 7167 nt
Organism: Aureobasidium melanogenum CBS 110374
Lineage: Eukaryota; Fungi; Ascomycota; Dothideomycetes; Dothideales; Saccotheciaceae
Product: putative alpha 1,3 glucan synthase
Exons: 14
Coding region: 1-7167 (2388 amino acids)
Biological process (GO): fungal-type cell wall (1->3)-alpha-glucan biosynthetic process
Cellular component (GO): fungal-type cell wall
Molecular function (GO): alpha-1,3-glucan synthase activity
Source: RefSeq, a predicted model, not a curated record